Lepus europaeus (European hare) is the source of this 1305-nucleotide messenger RNA. RefSeq names its product ripply transcriptional repressor 1 (gene RIPPLY1). NCBI's taxonomy places the organism in Eukaryota, Metazoa, Chordata, Mammalia, Lagomorpha, Leporidae. Bases 1 to 786 code for a protein of 261 amino acids. The transcript is spliced from 5 exons. Gene Ontology annotation, cellular component: nucleus. Gene Ontology annotation, biological process: negative regulation of transcription by RNA polymerase II; embryonic pattern specification. The record is from RefSeq and is a predicted model, not a curated record.
AUGCACAGCUUUCCUGCUCUCCUGCUGACCUCCCUUGCUUCUGUGCUAAGUGUAGAGGGGAACACCCGGGCUCCCGCUUUGCCCAGCAACACGAAUCUUACUGGCUGGGGAAAGGCCAACAAGGGACGGGGGCAGUGGCUUCAGCUCCAUGCACUGAGUGAGACCGAGGGUCUCGCAGGAGAGGCCAAAAGAGUACAGGGGGUUCUGAGAACUAGGACAGCCCACAGCCUGCUUGGCCUUGCUGCCCUAAGGAUGGACCCCUCCACUCCAGCUGCUGCCACCCUUGUCCCAGCUCCAGCAUUAGCCCACACCCCGCUGGCCUUCCCUGGCCCGUUAGGCCCAUCACUCCUUUCUUCCUCUGGACAAGGACCCGAGAGUGAAAGAGGAGAUUGUCUUUGGAGACCUUGGCUGUCUUCCACAGAUGAACCCGCAAGGCCGCUGCCAGUGGAGUUGGCUGCUGAUGGGGCACCAGCUGCUGAGGUCACCAAGGCUGACUCUGGGUUCCAUCACCCGGUCAGGCUCUACUGGCCUAAAUCUCGCUCCUUUGACUACCUGUACAGUGCUGGGGAGAUAUUACUGCAGCACUUCCCUGUCCAGGCAACCAUCAACCUGUAUGAGGACUCAGACAGUGAAGAGGAAGAGGAGGAGGAGGAGGAGGAAGAGGAUGGAGACGACAAAGAAGAGAAAGAGGAGGCUCAACAAAAGGGGCCAGAGGGGUGUGUGAGGGUACCAGGGUCCUCACCACACAGGGCCACAGCUUCCCCGCCCAUGACCUGUCCAAACUGACACACCUUGCCAGUCAGCGUCUGAUUGGGGUUUCGUAUGCCUGGCAAGCUUCCCCGUGCACCAGUGAGUCGCGAGUCUCCUGUCACAGCUUUCUGGCUCUUUCACCCAACUGGUCUGUGAGCCCAGAUGCCUUUGGCAUCUGCUUGUCUGGGCUGCUGUUGUGUUGACAGUGGGAGGGCCCCAGGAGCUCUUGGGAGAGGAAGGCCGGCUCCCUGCCUCCCCAGGAAGAGCAGCAGGACAGGGUGUGCCCUCAGAGAGGGGAGCAGUCACCGCUCACGGCCCUUUUCACUCCCUAGCUCUCCUAGGUAGGCCGUGGAGUUCCACCUCCUCCUCAGCCUGAUCCGGCUUCACCUGCAGGGAUACAAAUACCAGAUCCAAGCAAGGUUGGGGUGCCCUUCUGAUGGGUUUUUCCCAAAGGAAAGGAGGUGUUUAGAGUCAUUAGCUCUGAAAAUCCCCUCCCCCAGUGUUGCCCACUAUCCAUUGAAGUGUACGUGUUGGCAUGAGAUGAAUCAGGAGAAA